This is a messenger RNA of Coregonus sp. 'balchen', 618 nucleotides long. The record is from the annotation of a GenBank genome assembly. Lineage: Eukaryota; Metazoa; Chordata; Actinopteri; Salmoniformes; Salmonidae.
AGCGGCCCCAUCCAGCUGUGGCAGUUUCUACUGGAGCUUCUGACGGACAAGUCCUGUCAGUCCUUCAUCAGCUGGACGGGAGACGGCUGGGAGUUCAAGCUGUCCGACCCUGACGAGGUGAGAGGUCAUGACCCUCCCACCACUGACCUUACAUGGCAUGGGGGCCCUAAAUAGUUAGACAGAUGAGCUUGAUGUCUUUUUAAUGUGAUGCCAACAACAGUAUCAUUUGCCUCACUUAGACUCAGAGGAACCUUAGUGGUAUCAGGUACAUUUAGCUACAUUAAAUAUUGAUCCAUGUCAAGAGAAGACAUGUACAUGAUAACAUUGUAAUGUGAGGUUAGUUCAGAGCUCUGUCUCAAGUUUGAUACAUGGUAUAACAGGGUGCCUUUUCCCUCUAUGACUCAGGUGGCUCGGAGGUGGGGGAAGAGGAAAAACAAGCCCAAGAUGAACUACGAAAAGCUGAGCCGAGGCCUGCGCUACUACUACGACAAGAACAUCAUCCACAAGACAUCAGGGAAGCGCUACGUCUACCGCUUUGUCUGUGACUUAAAAAGCCUGCUGGGAUACACCCCCGAGGAGCUCCACGCCAUGUUGGACGUUAAGCCUGAUGCGGACGAG